Messenger RNA from Seriola dumerili (greater amberjack), 2653 nucleotides. RefSeq names its product leukocyte receptor cluster member 1 (gene leng1). The transcript has 6 exons. Lineage: Eukaryota; Metazoa; Chordata; Actinopteri; Carangiformes; Carangidae. The record is from RefSeq and is a predicted model, not a curated record. Bases 116 to 946 code for a protein of 276 amino acids.
UCUACUUGUUCCUGGGGCAGCUGCUAGCAACAGCAGCUCUUCUCACAGUAGUCGACGCUAGCCCUCCGAGCUAGCUGACCGCUAACGUGCAGUAUCAACAGUCGUCAAGGCAACGAUGAACAUCCUCCCUAAGAAGAGCUGGCACGUUCGCAACAAAGACAAUGUCGCUCGCGUGCGGAGGGACGAGGCUCAGGCAGCGGAGGAGGAGCGCGAGGCCAAGCGGCGCGUCGAGCGUGCCGAGCAAGAGGCACGUACAGAGUAUCUAAGAAGGAAAUCCCGAGCUGCUCUCCAGGCAGCAGGAGAAAGAAAAGAUGAUGAUGAUGAUGAUGAACAACGGAGUGGAGGAACUCUGGAGCAUCUCAAUCUUUUUCCUCUGGAGGAGUCCUCAGAGAAGAAGGGGAACGAAGAGUAUCUCAAAGAAAAGAAAGAUGAAAAGGAGAAGCAGGAGCGUGCUAUUGGCUUGCUGGUGUCUCUUGGACCCCAACCAGGGACGGAGGUCACUCCGUGGUACCUGAAAAGUGGUCAAGAAAAAGAAGAAAGGAAAGAAAAAGAAAAGAGAAAGGGAAUAAGUGAAGAGGAGAGAGAGAAGAAGGAUCGUAGAUUGAAGGAUAGUUUGGACCCAUUGAAAGAUAUGAAGAAAGCUCUUGCAAUAAAAGACAGAAAGGAACACAAGAGCAAGAAAAGGGAAAAAAGAGACAAAGGGGAAAAGAGGAGCAGUGGAGAGAGCUCCAUAGAGAGAUUACGUGCUGAGCGUUUACAGAGGGAGGCUGAAGAAAGGAGGCGAGCCCAGGCCCUGCUCGAUCAGAGGAGCGGCAAAGCAAAGGAGCCCGGGAGGGAGGUGAAUGAGAGGGAAAGGCCUUACAACAGCGCCUUCUUCCCAGAACUUGCCCGAAAGCGACAAAGGCGGGAUAGAGAUAGCUGGAGAGAUGAAAUAUUAAAAUCAUGAACUGUCUUCAUCAGUUGUUUGAAGACUGUGAUGGAUGGUAAGAGGACAAAUGCUGUGACCAGCAGUUUGUUUACAAAUGUAAAGGCCCAGAGGAAAGAGGGUGGCAUGGAAAGGGGGCUAAAGAACCACAUUAUGAACAUACUUGUAACCUGGUCCAGCUAUUGCCAAAAAGUUGAUGAUGAGGCAAAUUGUAGGUCUCUUAUCCUCCAUUUUGAUUUCUUUUGGUGCACCCAGAAAAGGAAAUUCCUGCGGCAGCGAGGUCAGAGGUGAGGUUCAGCUGCAGCUACGUCUGCCCCUGCAGCGUUUUGCUCAUGAACACGGCAGCAGGACAGAUGGUUGCCAUCACAGGGGGCAUGAGCCCAGGCUGUCGGCAAAGAAAAACACUCAGUGAACAACUGGUCGUAUGGUUUAUAUUAUUGUUAUUAUAAGUAUUAAAAGGUUUUAAGGUGAGCAAACACCAGCACACACUGAAUGGUCUGUAGUCUCAGUCAAAUAAUCACAGUGGGAACAGUGGAGGUGAAACAAUUAGUUGAUGAAUCAGUUCGUACAAUGACAGAAAAUGAAUCUGCAAACCUCUCAAUUAUUAAUAGUUUCAUUAUUCAUUAGUCAUUAGUCAUUUUUUAAACAAAAAAUCCAACCUUUAUCAGGUUCCAGCUUCUCACAUUUGUGGAUUUACUGCUUCUGUAUAUCAAAUAUAACAGUAAACUGAAUCUUUCUGGGUUUGCACUGUUGGUUGAAUAAAACAAACAAUUAGGAGAUGUUACUUUGGGCUCUAGAAAAUUAUGAUGGGCACUUUCACCUUUUUUCUGACAUUUUAUAGAAGAAAUAAUUAGAAAAGAAUCUGCAGACUAUUCAGUAUGUGUUAUUUGCAGCUGUAUGUGAAAUCAUACAGUACACAUCUGGUGUAAAGGUUGAUGGUAAGGAUAAAAUAGUUCAGAUUUAUUUUUUAUUUUUACUUUUUAUUUCUGUUAUUGUUUUUUGAAGUCCCACAUGUUCCUCAUGUGAAGCCUAUAAUAAUGAAUAAAUCCAGGGUGACAUCAGUUGGACUAUUUUUCUAUUUUUUUUUUUUGUCAUUAAGACGUAAAGGCCUUUUUAAUAGAAGACAUUUUGACAUUAAACAAACAAAAGCACAGGUGUAAAUAAUAAAAUUAGCGAUGGCGAUGAUUCCAUUUAGCUGCUUCAAUUCCAGGGUCCUAUUUUUGUUCUUUCUGGUUCACUGGACACUUGAAUGGAGCAGAGCCAUUGUUCAUGUUAUUUGUAACACCUAUGCUUUUCCUUCUAGUCAAAAUGUCUGCUGUGAAAAAGGCCUAAUGAGUCAUAUACUAGAAUCAAUGACUCUCACAAAAGAUUGACAUUUACUUACUUUUUCAUUGCUAAAAAUGUAGAAUGAGAAAAUACCCUCAGCCUCCAAAUUAAGUGAUUUGAUGUUUGGUUGUUGUUGGAACUGUUUAUUUAGGUGUAUAGUAUGUGGUGCUGUUUAAUUGUAUUUGUUUACACUAUUGUCUCUAUUGUUUUGUCGGCCUCUUUUAAAUCACUGAGCCAAACUAGUCUCCAACAUGGUAAUGAACUUGAAUAAGCACUUAACACUGUAAACAAAAACUGAACCCUGUAACCAUCAUGAAGGAGGAUUCAUUACAAGACUGUUGUAUUAGACUGCAUUAGUUUUAGCUAGGUGUAAGAAAUAAACUGCCAACAGAGUUUAAAUUA